This is a messenger RNA of Zophobas morio, 1308 nucleotides long. RefSeq lists its product as uncharacterized. The record is from RefSeq and is a predicted model, not a curated record. Lineage: Eukaryota; Metazoa; Arthropoda; Insecta; Coleoptera; Tenebrionidae. The transcript has 4 exons. The coding region runs from base 98 to 1120 and encodes 340 amino acids.
CGAUAGGACGCAGUUAAAUGUACACCCCUAUGUUAACAGGGUGUCUGGUGGUUGAUAUUAGUGUUAAAAAUUAUAAGUGAAACUCAGAUUUAGCUCUAUGGGUUGUCUGGGAGAGUGCUGGGACAUGGGUCCACCUCCCGACAGCAUCCUUAGCCUCCCGCCGCCUCCGAUACCCGCGUUUUUGCAACACCCUUUACCAGAUUUGUUGCUUAAUACGACUCCGUGUUCUUCGACCCAACUGUGUGAAUCUCUCCCACCGUCGAACAGGAUUCCUGAUAAUGGAGAUUAUGUGGAAAUGUCAAGAAAAGACAUUGAGACGUGGUCAGUAACUACCAUCGACGACACAUGGCUUCUCGUGCUCGUAGCAUCAUCCAUCGGCGUUCUUCUCCUCGGAGCCCUCCUAGCAAUGUUUCUUCUGAAAUGCAGAGAAAUGAACAUGUUCGACGGCAACGAAUGCUCACUCUCCCGCGACCACCGUCAGAUCAAGAACCAUGAACCCCGUGAAUGUACUUCGGUGUCCAACCUCAACGGCAACAAACUGGUCCACCCGUCCGAGACCGUAAUGUACCACGGUGGGGGCAACGUCCAGGACAACCGUAUGGUAUGGGCGGCCCUGACGCCCCAUGGCACUCAGCACUUCAUUUCAGAGAAUUACCCUGGCGACCUCAUCGACUAUGGCGAGGCAGACGACCACUACGAAACCGUUGACAACCUCAACAUUCAGCCGGUGCUAUCGCACCCCUCAUACAACCCGUAUAAAGGUUUGACCUUGAAAUUGGUCCGCGAGAAAUCCAGUUUUGAUAAUUCUGGCUUCGUAGAUUAUGACUACGAAGAGCCGACGCCUUUGAUAGAGAGUUACCAGUUAAACGAUAUGGAGAACAGGGAUGGGCAGUACCAGGUUUUGGGCAACACUGAUAUGAGAUGCGCUAGUCUGGGUUAUGCCGGGAACACGCUCAGAAGGGGAGUUCCUAUCAGACCCAGGGUGUCUUCGCCCACGCGAAUUGAGAACCCCAAUCUCCCCCCGCUUAACUUGUACCCUCACAAAGGUAACACUUUGAAGAGGAACACAAUGAGUUAUCGAAAUGUCGAUACUGGUACGUUGCCCAAAUAUGGGUGUUAAUGGUAGCUUUAAUAAGGAGAUUUUUAUUACCCCAAUAAGAUGUGCUAUGUUUCACCCCUCACGUACUCAAGCGAUUUGUAUAUUAUUCUUAGAUGUACUUUACUUUGUCUACUCUCAAUGUUAAUUGUUUGUUCGUUUUAAUGGGCCAGGCAAACUCAUCGAAGUUCAAUAAAGCAUUUGUUAAUGUA